CUGAAUUAAAGAUGGACAGAUUAGGUUUUGAAAUAGAGACCUUCCUUCAAGCUAAACAUAUUGGUACUUCUGUUUCUAAGCGUAUAGAUUAUUUGUCACGAAAGGGUAGGAGGAAAUCACUUGAAUCUGUCCCUUUAAAUGAGGUUGUAAGUGCAAGUAAAGAUUUUUAUGACGAGGAAGAUUCUGCUAGCAGUGAUUCGAAUUGUUUUGAGCUGAACAAAACAACUAGUGUUGACCUGAAAUCACUUGAAGAUGAAGCUCUAAACCGUGACGGUGAGGAAAUAGUGGAAUCAAAUCACGCCGGGAGAAAACUUCCAUCUCAUGAGAAGAUUAAAAGCCGGCAUCCAUUCAGCUUACAAGUUAAGUUUGAAGAAAAGAUGGCCAGAGCAACGAGUACUGAAAGUAAAAAGUCCCAGAUGGCAGAUGCAGAAGAGGAAAAUAUCGCUGUAGGAAACGCCACUGAAGCAAUAAUAUCACAAAAACUCGAAAAUGAUGAAGCUUCUCACUAUGGCAACAAGGGAAGAGGAAUAAGCUUGAUGAGAUACAUGGACUAAGCUCAAAUUGCAUACCAGACAACUUGAUAAGAAAUCAUAUAUCGUUGUCGGAAGAUGGGAAUAUGAAGACGGAAAACGACUGUGGUGAGGCUUCUUGUAAUUACCCACCAACAAGGAACCAGCCUAGCCCAGUGCGGCAAUGGAUUACA
Messenger RNA from Hibiscus syriacus, 703 nucleotides. RefSeq lists its product as uncharacterized. The coding region runs from base 12 to 554 and encodes 180 amino acids. The record is from RefSeq and is a predicted model, not a curated record. NCBI's taxonomy places the organism in Eukaryota, Viridiplantae, Streptophyta, Magnoliopsida, Malvales, Malvaceae. The transcript has a single exon.